AUGGUUUUUGAACUUUACAUCCCUAAGAACCUUGAGUUCUGCGAUUACAUCGAGAUUGUCCAAUCAGCACGCACAUUUGCAGACGGCUAUGAUCGUAAAGAUGCCGAACGCUUGCGCGCUGUGCUAGCCGCGACCAUUGAGGUAGAUUAUCGUCUCGUCUCCACAACCAUACCUAUGAAGGUUUGUGGGCCCGAGGAACUUAUUGCCGAAUUCCUCUCACCCGAAUUGCUCGGCAACAAGAACCUUUUGACACAGCACCUACUGGGCCAGCCUUACUUCAAGUCUGUCUCAAAAGACGAGAUUGUGGUCGAGUGGCAACAGAUUGCUGGUCAUGGCCGAUGGAUGGAGGGUUCUCAUACGCUCAAGAAACAAGUCGAUAAGACAAGUGAUGGAAAGUCUUAUAUGGAGCAACGUUACAUUAAGGUAGACGGGUGUUGGAAAUUGGCUGGGCUCAAGCCUUCUUUGUUAUAUGAGAUCGGGGAGUUUAAUGAGGUUGUGGCUGAGAGGUCUACAUAG
This is a messenger RNA of Penicillium pulvis, 516 nucleotides long. Its product is annotated as NTF2-like protein. Gene Ontology annotation, biological process: melanin metabolic process. The transcript has 2 exons. The record is from RefSeq and is a predicted model, not a curated record. Gene Ontology annotation, molecular function: scytalone dehydratase activity. NCBI's taxonomy places the organism in Eukaryota, Fungi, Ascomycota, Eurotiomycetes, Eurotiales, Aspergillaceae. The coding region runs from base 1 to 516 and encodes 171 amino acids.